This is a messenger RNA of Carcharodon carcharias (great white shark), 5119 nucleotides long. RefSeq names its product terminal nucleotidyltransferase 5C (gene tent5c). Gene Ontology annotation, biological process: mRNA stabilization. Gene Ontology annotation, molecular function: RNA binding; poly(A) RNA polymerase activity. The coding region runs from base 610 to 1764 and encodes 384 amino acids. The transcript is spliced from 5 exons. The record is from RefSeq and is a predicted model, not a curated record. NCBI's taxonomy places the organism in Eukaryota, Metazoa, Chordata, Chondrichthyes, Lamniformes, Lamnidae.
AGGUUUAGAGCUGUGAUCCCAUUUAUACAGACUGAUUCGGAGAGACAGAUCAUAUUUAUAGGUGGACGAGAGGCGCACAGAUCGAGAAAGAUCCUUACAAAUUACCCAAUAAGGACUACACGUGGAACAGAAUCCAGGACAUUUUUAAUUCUAAAACAAACAUCAUGUUUUAUUUCACUUACGAAGCUUUGGCUGUGACUUUCUAAACACCCAGAAGUUUGGUCAGCAAUUCCAUUGCACUAUUUGCAGGGGUACUGUCCUUUCAAUGAGACCUGUGUGUUAUUUUGGAACGAAUAAUUUUGAAAGUACUCUACACUCUAAAAACGCUCUGAGUAGUGAAACAAAUAAAUCCUCCAGUUCCACCAGCACUACGCGAAGGGAAUCCGGAUCAAGACGAUAAAGUCAUUUUUUGUGGAUUGCUGGAAGUGGAGAUCUAAGGAUUGAUUCCAUAUUGAAGAAAGGUGUGACCAGCCACAAAUUAUAAGCACACACUCACAUAAAGAAAAACUACAUAUAACAUGAGUAAAAUACAGAGAAAUGUUAGGCCAGGAGUCUCAUUUGCUUAGAAGAGAACAAACCUGCUAGCUGAUUGAAGCCCAAAGACGCAAUAUGGCAGAAAGUAAAGCUACUAGUGUGCUGAGCUGGGAUCAAGUGAGCAGUUUGAAUGAUGUCCUUACUGAGGUCGUUCUUAUUCACGGGCGUGGAAAUUUUCCAACAUUAGAGGUCAGACUGAAAGAUGUGGUUAAGACUGUAAGGACCAGGCUCUUUGAAAGUGGAAUUCUAGUACGGGAUGUCCGUCUUAAUGGGUCAGCAGCCAGCCAUGUCCUAGUAAAGAAUAAUGGCUUAAACUACAAAGAUUUGGACUUAAUUUUUGGGGUUGAUCUACCAGGGGAAACUGAAUUCCAGUUGGUAAAAGAUGUGGUGCUGGGUUGUCUGUUGGAGUUUCUUCCAGAAGGAGUCAACAAGGAAAAAAUCACACCCCUUACACUCAAGGAGGUCUAUGUGCAAAAAAUGGUGAAAGUUUGCACAGAUACAGACCGUUGGAGCUUGAUCUCCCUCUCCAACAAUAAUGGAAAGAAUGUGGAGCUUAAGUUCGUGGACUCCUUACGCCGGCAGUUUGAGUUCAGUGUUGAUUCCUUCCAGAUAAUCUUGGAUUCUGUCUUAUUUUAUUAUGAUUACUCUGAGAACCCAAUGAGUGAGCACUUCCACCCAACAGUGAUUGGGGAAAGUGUAUAUGGGGACUUUGAGGAAGCAUUAGGUCACCUCAGGAAUACACUAAUUGCAACCAAGACUCCAGAGGAAAUCAGAGGAGGAGGACUACUGAAAUAUUGUAAUCUUCUGGUGAGAGAAUUCAAGCCAGCCAGUGAAGAAGUAAUCAAAUCCUUAGAGCGGUACAUGUGUUCCCGUUUCUUUAUUGAUUUCCCAGACAUCACUGAACAACAAAGAAAGCUGGAAGUCUACCUCCAGAACCACUUCAUCGGGGAGGAGAAAAGCAAAUAUGAUUACCUGAUGAUUUUGAGGAAUGUAGUGAACGAAAGCACUGUUUGUCUGAUGGGACAUGAAAGGCGCCAGACUCUCAACCUAAUUAGCCUCUUGGCCCUCAGGGUGCUGGCAGAGCAAAACAUCAUCCCCAAUGUCACCAAUGUCACUUGCUAUUACCAGCCUGCUCCAUAUGUCAGUGAUGCAAACUUUAGCAACUACUAUGUAGCGCACACUGCCACCUCAUACCAACAAUCGUAUCCUACUUGGCUCCCCUGCAACUAAUAAGUAAUGCUAUGUUCACAGUUGACUUGUGUGCAGACUGAUGCAGCUCAGCUCACCAUAAUGGCUUCUUUCAUUCACAUUAGCUGAAAAGGGAGUAAACCUUAUGGCUGUUGUACAUGUUGCAUGUAUUAAACUGCAAUGAGAAUUCAAGGGUAAUAUGCACACAUUAAUUUUUGCUAUAGGAAAAUAUCCAAAAAAAGUCACUAUGAUGGGUGGAACAUAAAUUUAGGAAGGGAAACUCAGCACUAGCAAGAGUCCUGAUAGUACACUGUGUCAUAGUGUUCUGGAAAUGUAACUGUCACUUUCUAUAAAGGGAUAUCUAUCCUCCUUGCACUGUAGAGCAAAAUGCAAAUAAGAGUUUACAAAAUAAUUUGGCAUAAAGAAAUAAACAGAUUUAAUGGUGAUAGUUAUAAACUAAAUGUAGGGGAUGCACAGUGAUUACUCUAACUUGUUUUGAACAUGAGACCACAAGCUUAGUUUUUAGCUCACAUUUCAGUCAAAAUGGUAAGUAGUUCCUGUUGUGAUUUAUUGGGGAGAGGGUGGCUGGUGGUGGUGGGCGGGAAGAAAGAGACUUGGUGCUUAUGUAUAAAGCUGCAAAGGUCCAGCGCACAACUGCAAAUAAAAUUGUAUAGAUAGGCCAUAUUGUGGUUGGCUCAUGAUUUGUAUCUAACUAUGAUGGGCCAUCAGUAUACUAAGAAAUGAGAUUGAGUAGUCUGGAAAGUUCUACCUCCUGAAUGACAAUUAAUUGACGGUGGAAGGUAAAUAAAACUUGAAGAAACGUCUUUGUUGCAAAAACAUUUUAGAAAAAAAUUCAGAACUGUUACGUUCCCUUUAUUCUGCAUAACCCUGCUCAGAAAAUUGAGCUGACAGAUCUUAAAGAUUAGUUACACUCUCCCAAGUUAGCUCAUGAAUGAAUUCAGCAUAACCUCCUCUAGAGUGAGCUGCAAUGUGAAUUAUUUUGGUGCAGAAAGAUAUACUAAUGCUUUUGUUGCUUCUGUGCCAUAAUGGUGGAGUAUAUUUUGUGGCUGCUUGCAUCAGCCUUUUAACCUAACCACAUUCCCAGACAAUGGAAAUUUCAGUAUGCUGAAAUCAUUGUAUUCUUAAAACCCAGCUUUACUGGGCUAGAGAAAGGUAUGAGUCUAAAUGUUAAUUCUUAAUCUGUGUCCUUUACCACACCAGUGCAUAUACUGAGUAAGAAUAGAUUGAAAAGUAGCUUGUUCUUUCUGGAUUCUAAGUCGGCCAGUGUGUGGCAAACUGGCUAUCAAAAGCAUGGUUCUUGGUGAAAAAGAAAUGUGGAUUUUGCUGAGUUCCAGGUGCUGAAAAAUUCUCUUGUAAGUUUUUUUACAGUAAUGCUGAAUUAUUGCCUAAUACUAGCAAAUUGUUGUGCCAAAUGUGCUUUGUGAUAAAUUUGGUUGAGUUUAGAUAUUUAAAAUACAUUCAAGAAGGUAACUUGAUGAAAUUUUAUUCACAUCUUGCUCUGGACCAGAUUUGCACUCCCCUUGUUCAGUUUGAGUGCAAUUUAUGAAUUGUUAGCACUCAGCCAAUGGAACAGAAUGAAGUGUUUCCUGAAACCCCUCAAUGGGCUUGGAAACUUUAACCUGAUAUUUGUAAGCUGAAUCAUUAAUAUCCAUUUUAGUUUAAAUACUACAGGAGAAGGAAGGCAAGCAGAAGCUGAAUAUGCUCACUAGAAUUACAGUAAUGAAAUGCACCAAAUAACUAAAUUAUCUCCAUUGAUCGCAUUUAGAAUGAAUCUUAACACCAGAUAAGAGAAUUAUGCAGUAAUUCCACUCAUUAAAUAAUGGAAAAAACACAGUGUACUAUUGGUGAGGCUGUUUUCUUUGAGACUUCAUUCCACUAAGCAUUAAUGAAUGCAGUCAGUGCAGAAUGAGUGCUGGCCCAGCACACAUUACAGUUCAGUGUGAACAUAGUAUUGCUGUCCUUUGAAGUGCAGGGGACAAUUGAAAAUUGUAACCACAAUAAAUUGUAUACUGAAUUUCAAAACACCAGCUCUGGAAUAUAUGGAACUGAAAAUAGCAGACUAUAACUUUGCAAGUGUAAAGGGUUUGCAUAUAUUUUUGAUGACAUUUAUUAUCUCUACUGAUUGAUUGAACACCUUGUGUAUGGUUUCAUUAAAGAAUACUGGGGAGAGCUUGUGAAGAUUAGAACUUGGGUAUAUUUUUUAAUGAAAAGCAUGGGCCGUUCAGAUAAGAGCCCCAGAUUAAAUAGUAAGAUUAUUUAUUGUAUUGAACAUCAUUUUGUAACAUCAGCCACCUGAUAACUUGGAUGAGUUUAACAGUGAAUCCUGAUCAGAAUUAUGCUUGAAAGGAAACCCACUGCCCAGUAUGUCUAAACUAUCCUAUGCAAGGAAAAUGGAGCAAUCUGUGUUUUAAAAGAUAUACAUUAGACCCUUUCUAUUGCACUGGGAACUCUCCUAUAGUGUUGAUUUUCUGUUGCAGUGUGACUCAUCUACAGGCAGUGGCAACCUUAUGAUAUCUUGCAUAAUUCAGUGAGCUUGUUUAUAGUCUGGUAAUAUUGAACUGUUCAGCCGUGGAAUAGGCCACCACAGCUAUAUUUGGUUCUCUCCUCAAAUAGGCACCCAAAUAUGCAUUUAAUGGGAGAGUCACUAAGUAGGUGACCUUAAAUGGGAAUGUUGAAUUUUGCAACAAAUUGGGGGUGGGGGUGGGGGGUGCAGGGGGCAGUGGGCAGCGGGAAGAGAGGGAAAUUGGUGCCAACUAAGAUGCUAACUCAGCACAGGCAGGCAGCCAGCCAAUCAAAUCUGGGACAUUCCUGAUCAGUAUGACUUGUUGCUUUAUCACAUGGUGAAUUUACCCACUGAACCAACAGGGAAGUCUCUAGAGGGUAUUUUUGUUCCCCUUUUUUUUCCCCAGGGAACUACAAGCGUGCUUAGUCUUGAGGGUGCUUGCUACUGCAUAUUAAUAUUGCAAAACGUAGCUAAAUCAGAUACUCAAAUAAUGCUUAGUUCAGGAUUGUGUAAAUACUGAGUGAGUGUAUGAUGCAUUGGAAUUCUCUUGCCAGUGAAUGUUUUUGUAUUCUGAAUCCAGUUAUUUUCCUGUUAACCAGGGGCAGGAGGAAAACAACUGACUUUUUUCUUUUUCUGUUUGUGGGGUGGAAUAAUUAAAGUAUAAAGAUGAUUGGGACUGAGACUUCUACUCCUACGAGAAUUAAACUGUAUUUUUUAUUUUCAGAUUAACUCGGCUGUUGCUGGCAGUUUGUAUAUGAAAAGUAUUUUUGUUUCCAGAUUGUGCUGCUGUACAUGCUUUGUACAAACCAGAGAACCUGUAGACCUUUGGUCCCUAUUUAACAAUAAAGACUACCUAAUAAAAGGUCAACUCAA